Molecule: messenger RNA, 1150 nt
Organism: Labrus bergylta (ballan wrasse)
Lineage: Eukaryota; Metazoa; Chordata; Actinopteri; Labriformes; Labridae
Source: RefSeq, a predicted model, not a curated record
ACAGGAGCUCUGACUGGAGGCCAGAUGGGUCCUGUUGAGCUGCUGCAGCAGCGCCUGCGAUGUGGUCAGGUCAGAGAGGCACUCGGCAUUCUGGAGGCCAUGGACUGGAGCAUCAUGGGAGACGAGUGCUACAGAGGCCUGAGUUUGGUCACCAACCACCUGCUGAGGCUGGAGCUGAACACAGAGCGGGAGGCCCAGCUGGAAGCUGCUCUUGGAGUGUUUUAUGCUCCAGCUGCUCCUCUGUCUGAUGUGGUGAUACUUGCGUACAGGGAACCAAUCAGCAAGUACGCCCGCCGCUUUUUUCACCACCUCCUCAGACACCAGCGCUUUGAGAAGGCCUUCCUGCUUGCCGUAGACUUAGAAGCCCGGGACUUAUUCAUGGACCUCCAUUAUGUUGCCGGCGAUAAGGGCGAGGUGGUGCUCGCGGAUGUGGCCAAGAGGAAAGCUAAUGAAAUCGAGGCCCGGGCCAUCGCAAGCAACGAGGAUCCUCUGAGAGACAGAGAUGGUGGGUUAUGUGAGUCCAGCCCCGGGGACAGACAAACAGAAAGAAACCAGAGCACAACAAGAUCUUCAUACCCGGAAACUCUCGCAACAACACAUGCUGAUGGAAGAGCCAAUCAGAGGAGACUACAGGAACAGAGCAUACGUGUGGCUGUUAACCCGGACGUGUUCAGGACACAAAGACAAACAGGAAGCAGCAGAGGACUUGGAGACAACAGAAAUGAUGAAGACGAUCCCGGGACGCUUCAUGUGGUCCACUUAGGAAUGGUUUGAAAAAAAACAAUAAGAGCACUUUGUAAAUCCCAACGAGACAUUGAGGAGCAAACACAGCACCUCACCAACAACGGGCUCUCGUUGGAUAUUUUUAAAUGAAGUCUGUUUACUUACCUGUCUCAAUACCAGGAUGAAGACUGAUCAUAAAACCAGAGCAGUAUUUGUAAAUAAACUGGUUUUGUACGACCACUUCUGUAACUUACUGAGUAACUAUGUUUGUUCCAAAACACCUUAUUAUAAAGACCUUUUAUACUUUAAUGAUGAAGGUAAAUGAACCCUAAGAGUAAACAGUUACACCAGGCUCUGCCAUUAAAAAAAAAAAGACAGAUUCUUUUGUUCGUCAAUCAGCCAGAAAAAAUAAAUACUUGUUUUUUUA